AACUCAAUUUAAUGACCGAACGAAUGCAGAAAAAAUUGGGAUUAACGUACAAGUGCGCAAAUAUGGAGCUGUUGGGAAUAGGUGAAGUAAAAACAAAUGCGAAAAAACGAACAGUUAUUACGGUAAAAUCACCAGUAUCCAGCUUUAAGGAAAAUUUGGAAGUAUUUUUGUUAAAAACGGUUGCAACUGAGCAGCCAGAAAAAAGAAUUGAUAUAACUAAUUGGAACAUCCCUAAGGACAUUCAAUUAGCGGACAAGCAAUUCAACGUACCAUCAAAAGUCGAUCUGAUCUUAGGAGGAGAAAUAUUCUUCAAAUUGUUAAAAUGUGGCGAAAGAUCAAUCGGUAAUGGAUUACCAACUUUACAAGAAAGUGUAUUCGGAUGGAUAGUUACAGGAAAAGUGCUAGGACUGACACCAUCUCAGGCAUAUGUUGGCAUUGCUACCGAAAGUGCAUUGGAAACCCAAUUGGCGAAAUUUUGGGCAAUCGAAGAAAAAGCUCAAAGCGAGAAACCAUUAACACAACUGGAGCAAUCUUGUGAGAAGUUUUUCCAAAAUACUACAGAAAGAGACGAAAAAACAGGAAAGUUCAUUGUCCAUCUGCAAUUUACAAAACAUCCAUCCAUUUUGGGAAAUUCGGAAAAAAUGGCAAUUCGCCGUUUCCAGCAUUUGGAGAGGAAAUUUAAAAACGAUCCAGAUAUGAAAAACGAAUACGUGCAGUUCCUAAGAGAAUAUGAGAAACUUGGGCACAUGACAGAAAUUGGAAAGAACUUAGUUAAUCCAAAAAACUAUUUCAUUCCACAUCAUGCAGUACGAAAUCCAGGCAGCAGCACUACCAAAUUUCGUGUAGUAUUUGAUGGAUCUGCAAAAUCAACUAGCAACAUAUCGAUAAAUGAAAUAUUAGCCAACGGGCCAAUUUUGCAGCAAGAUUUAUUUUCGAUAAUGGUUAGAUUCAGAACUCAUCAAUAUGCGCUAUCCGCUGACAUAACCAAAAUGUACAGACAAGUGGAAGUAUGCAAAGAAGAAAGGCCGUAUCAGAUGAUUGUAUGGAGAGAAAACGAAAAUCAACCGUUGAAGUACUACGAAUUAAACACACUUACUUAUGGAACAACUUGCGCCUCAUAUUUGGCAAUAAAGUGUUUACACGCAUUGGCUGAACAACAUAAAGAAAAAUAUCCAUUGGCAUUCAUAGCAGCAAAAAGAGAUUUCAAUGUUGAUGAUCUGAUGACUGGAAGUGAUCAAAUAGUAGAAGCUGUGGAGCUUCAGCGACAAAUGAUAGAAAUGUGUAACAAAGCAAAUUUUACGUUGCACAAAUGGUGUUCAAAUAGUCCUACGUUACUGGCAUCAAUUCCAAAAGAUAAGCAAGAAGUUAGUUUGGAUAUUAAUGCAGAAAAGCAAGAAACAAAAGCUUUAGGCAUAAAAUGGGUACCGAAGGAUGACAUAUUUAAAAUAUCGUAUACACCGAAAGAAAAUACAAAAAUUACUAAAAGAACAAUUUUAUCGGAAAGUGCGCAACUUUUUGAUCCUCUUGGAAUGGUAAAUCCAGUCAUCUUAAUGGCAAAAGUGUUUAUGCAACAUCUAUGCAUAAUCCAUAUGGAUUGGGAUACGGAAUUAAUUGAAGAGUUGCAAGACAAAUGGAAAAAAUUCAGAAAAGAAUUAUUAAAAUUGAAUGAAUUAUCCUUUCCAAGAAAAGUAAUAAUUCAAAACGCAAUAGACAUUCAGCUGCAUGGAUUCUCCGAUGCAUCGGAAAUGGCAUAUGGCACUUGCUUCUAUUUGAGAUCAAUUGAUGGUAAUGGCAGCAUUCAAAGCUCCUUAAUCUGCUCAAAAUCAAGGGUAGCACCUAUCAAUACCACAACACUACCAAGAUUGGAGCUUUGUGCAGCUGUAACAAUGGUUGAACUGGGGGAAAAAUUAAAGCAAGCCUUAAACAUCAAUAUUAGCAAAGCAUUUUAUUGGACGGAUUCAGAAAUAGUGCUUUCAUGGGUGAAGGGAGACAAAAACUACAAAACGUUUGUAGCCAAUAGAGUGGCAACCAUCAAACGAAAAACAAAUAUUGAUGAAUGGAAUUACAUAUAUACUAAAGAGAAUCCAGCUGACCUAAUUUCAAGAGGCUUACUACCAGAGGACCUAAAGAAAUCGAAAUUAUGGUGGCACGGUCCAGAAUUUUUAAUAAAACCAGAAAGUGAUUGGCCAGAGGCAAAACCAGCAUUUGUAAAUGAUCCAAGUGAAGAAAAGAAAGUAAAAACAGUGCUUACAGUGAAUUCGUCGGAGCACUUCAUUGACAGAAUCAAUCACAAAAAUUCAUUUGAAACAUUAAAAAAUGUAGUGGCCUACAUGUUGAGAGUGAAGGAUAAAACAAGCAAUUCAAGUGAAAUAUCAGCCAUUGAACAAAAAAGAGCUAUUAAGGUUAUUUUGCAAUACGUACAACAGGAAUUUCAUGUGGAAAUGAAAAUGAUUAAAAAAGGCAUUGGUAGCAAAUCAAAAUUUGGACAAUUGACACCAUUCAUUGACGAAGAUGGAAUAAUAAGAGUUGGUGGACGAUUAAUAAAAGCAAAAAUUAGUUAUGAGCAAAAGCAUCCCGCAAUAUUACCGAAAAAUCACUUCGUAACGCGAUUGAUUAUGGAGGACAUUCAUAAAAGGAAUCAUCAUGCAGGAGCACAAGCAUUGUUGUCAUUUACCAGGCAGUAUUAUUGGCCUGAAUCAGGAAAAAGAUUGGCAACAAGGAUAGUUAAAGAGUGCGUAUUAUGCACGAGGUCGAAACCCAUGUUAAUGCAGCAAAUUAUGGGGAAUCUACCAGCAGAGCGAGUUAAUAUAGCAAGAGCAUUUGUGCACACAAGUUUGGAUUUCAUGGGACCAUUUGACAUACACAGCAUGCCACGAGGCAAGCGAAUAACUAAAGGAUACGUUUGCAUAUUCGUUUGUCUAACAACAAAGGCGGUGCACAUGGAAGCAGCUCCAGAUUUAAGCAUUGACGGCUUUAUUGGAUGUCUAAAACGAUUCAUUGCCCGUAGAGGAUUGGUAAAGAAAUUAAUAUGCGACAAUGGUACUAACUUCAGAGGAGCACAUAAUAAAUUGGAAGAGUUGUAUGAAAUCAUAACCAGUGAAAAGGGGAAGAGAAAAAUCAGGAAAUAUUGUGUGGAACGAGAUAUAGAUUGGUUCUUUACUCCAGCAAGAAGUCCGCAUUUCAACGGUUUAAGUGAGGCCGCAGUAAAGUCAGCAAAACUUCACUUAACAAAAAUUCUACAUUCAGUCCAAAUAACAAUUAUCGAGCUUGGAACAAUAUCAGCAGAAAUAGAAGCAAUCUUAAAUUCUAGACCACUAACAGCAAUGUCUAACGAUCCAAAUGACAUCCAGCCGUUAACACCUGGACACUUUUUAAUAGGAGCACCACUCAACACAAUUGAUGACAGAUUAUUACCUUACAGUUCGAAAGCAAAAUUAUGGCACAAAUUGGUAGCGAUGAGGAAUCAAUUUUGGGACAGAUGGUCAAGCGAGUACUUAUCAGAACUGCAAGGAAAAACAAAAUGGAAAUCUGAAAAAGAAAACAUAAAAGUGGGCGACAUGGUAGUCAUAAAAAAGGAUCAUGUAAAACCGUUAAAAUGGAAAAUAGGCAGAAUCGUUGAAAUAACAACAGACGAGCAUGGAAAAGUACGAGUUGCAAAAAUAAAAGUUGCAAAAGCGGACGCAUCAAAUGCAAUCAACUAUAAAACGAAAAAAGUGGAUACAAGCAAAAUUCAAUUGAAAACUCGUGUGAUCACUAGAUCAAUUCAUCAAAUUUGCCCAUUACCAGGAACUGCAAAUGAUGACGGCAUAAAUAUUGAGAACAAUUUUUCGAACAAUGAACCAACAUCUAAAAAAUCAGCAGUCAAAAAAGCAAAUAAUGAAAAUUUGAAAGACAAAAAGAAAUUGAACCCUCAAGCAGAAGAAUUUCAACCUAUUGCUAGUCGAACUCGAGCAAAAGGAUUGAAAGGAAGUAUCCUGUUCCUAUGUGCAUUGUUUGCUCUAAUACUUGGAAUCAGUGCUAAAGAAUGCGACUACACACCAUUGAAGCAUAGCCCUGGACUAUUUUUCGAACAAAACGGAAAAAUGAGAUUAAGCACUGAUAAAUGGAUAAUAACGGGAUACAUUCGAAUGGAACCGUAUUGGAAACAAGAAGAGCAAAUUCAAUUUUUAAUACGAAAAUCGGAGGAAAUAUGCAAUCGAAUGGAAAGAGACAAAUAUUGCAACGCAACAAUUGACGUGCUGCAACAACAAUUUUCAUCAUUAAGCACAACUAACGAAAUAUUUAAGUCGUUUUCUCAAGCAAGCGUGUUGAGAAAACGGAGGGGAGUACUCGAUGAUAUCGGAGAUAAAUCGCCAAACGAAAAAUUGUUGUCUAGAAAGCGUAGAGGAUGGAUCAAUUUCAUUGGAACUGGUUUAAAAGUGGUAACCGGAGUAAUGGAUGACAAUGAUGCUCAGCAAAUAAGCAAGCAGAUCGAAGAAUUGAAAAAUGAUAACAAUUAUCUGGUUAAAGUAAUCGGAAAUCAAACAACAAUUCAAGAUCUAACGUUAAAUAUUAUUAAACAACAAGAAGAAGGAAUUAGACAGCAAAUAUUGUAUUUGAAAAACCAAAUCGAGCUAAUUCAUAACCAAACCGCUACAAACCACGGUACAACGUUUAAUAUGCUGGCAAUACAAAUAACAUCAUUGAUUCAAAACCAAUUAACGCAACAAAAUGCAAUACUUGAUUUGGUUACGCACGUCCAUCAUGGCAAAGUAUCACCGAUUGUCAUUAGCCCCGCUCAGCUUAAGCAACACCUAAUAGCAAUAUCCUCAAAUAUUACGAACGAUUUAAUGAUACCUGGUGACAACAUCCCGGAAAACGUGGCACACAUAUAUAAUUUGUUAGAAGCAAGAGUACGAGUAUCAACGAAUCAAAUAUUAUUGAGAAUUACCAUCCCAUUGAUAAGCAGAGAUAUGUUUACAUUGCACCAUAUAAUUCCUGUUCCAUUUCAACAUGACAACACAUUUCGAGCAAUAACAACGCCAUAUCAGUAUAUUGCAUUGAACAAACGACAAGACAGAUAUUAUAUGUUAACACCUCAACUAUAUGCACAAUGCUUGCAGUUCGAUGGAAACGUAAUUAUUUGUAAACAAAAAUAUCCAGUCUAUACUGUACAACAGGACGAGGCAUUAUGUGAAAUGGCAAUUCUUACUCAUGCAUCAAAAGAAAUACCGCCUCGAUGUCAUACAACUAUAAUGAAGAAAAAUCAAGCGUGGUCUAAAUUAAUAACGCCUAAUAGUUUUAUAUUUUCAGUACAAAACAAAAGCAUAUUAAAUAUGAUAUGCAAAGACAGCAUAACAUCAUGCACUGUGCAAGGUUCUGGCAUAAUUGCUAUUUCUCGGCAAUGCAUGAUACAAACAGAGAACCUUGAAUUUGCCUCCGAAAAUAUUUAUGAUGAAGACCAGCCAAUCAUUAUAACUCCAGCAUUGAAUGCUACUACAGAUAUUGACAUGGAUAUUGAUCAAUUGAUUCAACAACCCAUGGAGAGUUUUCCAACGUAUAACAUAUCUAAUGAAUUGAAUAAUUUGCAAGCAGCAGUUUCAGAUCAAAGAAAAAUUCUUCAACACCCAGCGGUUAAUACUCAUCACAUACACCACUAUACAUUGGUGUAUAUUAUCAUAUUCGUGUUAAUAACUGCAGCAAUUUGUAUUUUCAUUAAAGAGCAUUCAAAGCGGAAGAAAUUCAUAAUAAACAACGAUGAAAAGAAAAUAAGUCAAGGUGAUGUGCAAUUGGAGCAACCUAGCACUGAAUUACGAUUCGCAUAAUGAAACUAUUAUAUAUGGCAGUUUGUAAUUUUUGUUUACUAAAAUUAAGGAGUAUUUUUUUAUAUACUUACGUUUAUGACUAAUUGAUGAAAUUCUUUUUAUACUUACAAUAAUGAUAAAACUUUUUAGUUCAAUCAUGCUUACUCGUACAUACUUACUUAAACUUUUGUUUCCGUUUGCAUCGUGUUACAGUUACAUAAGAGAAAAAUGCACAGUUUCAAUUUCUCAACAAAAUAAUAUUUAUUCAGAAAAGAUCGAGUACAAAAUCGUAUUCUAUUUCGAGAAUACGAAGAACGCUUAAGACGCGAUGAACAUCUAUCGGUGGUGUAACAAAUGGAACCGCUGCAGCUCGUAACGGAUGUGGUGCACGCACGACGAAUCCUCGAGAAACUCUGUUAUCAAGGGUCCACACAGCAUGCGGCCACCAUGUUCCUGCACGAACAACGAGCUCGAUUGAUAAUGACCGGUGCAAUACACUGCAUAACGCUCUAUUUUGAUGGGCAACAGCAACAUCAGCAGUCGAAAUAUUUGUAAUCGGCUCACCUCGGCCAUUAACGCAAACACCAGGCAGCAUUAUCGGUGAAGCACGACCAGUAGAACUCGGCAUUGUCACAUUUGGAACACCAACUGUUCCUGUAGGUGGUGCAUUUGAGUUUAUCACACCAGAUGGUCCAGCCGCAUUUUGUCUUUCGAAGGAUGAGUGCGGGACUACUCGAAUGUUAGUAGUAGCAACAGUCGGUCCUGAUUGUGGAAAAACAGUACUUUGACCGGAUGCGGGCAAAACCGGUGCUUCAGGCAAUAAUAUUGGUACCGAAGAGGUCGUAGUAUAAGUUGAUGUUGGAUCACUUGAAGAAUUUGGACCACUUGAAGAAACUGGACCAUUUGAAGAAAUUGGAUCACUAUUGAUGAACCCAAGCAAUGGUGGCGAAUGGUUAUCAAAAGUGUCUCCAAAACCAGUUGACAAAUCCAGAGGUUCGUCAGGCGUUUUCACUUUCCAAAUCACAGUUUCUGUUGACGCAGUUGAACGUGGAUGUGGAGUUUGGGCGCGUUUUAAGGUAAUUGAUAAGCGUUUCAUCGUAACGGUGGGAACGUUAGAAGUUAACUGUGUAAUUUUCUACUCAAAACAUGUAUUUAUGGCCAAAAUUAGGCAGACCUUGCAUUUUCUUUUUAAGUAAAGCUUGGGAAACAAAUGUUUUUGUAGUGAUUUACAUAUAACAUGAGGAAUUUGAUUAUUUAAGAUUAUUUGAUACCGUAAUUCUAAGAAAUAAUUUAGUAGAACUCAGGAGUUCUACGGCUGGGAGUAUGUUAAUGCUUGUGUAGAAUAAUUCUAUAUAAGCAUUGAUAUAUUACGGUCAUAUGAACUUGAGUACAUAGCAGCAUAACUAUUCGAUCGUAUAGUGCACUUAAUGAUGCGCAGGUAUAGUGCGCAUGUAUAUCAAUGGUAUGCAAAUAAUAUGCAAUACGCUAUUGAUGCGCAAGUAUAGUGCGCAUAUAUAGCAGUGAUAUACAAGUUAAUGCUUGUGUAGAAUAAUUCUAUAUAAGCAUUGAUAUAUUACGGUCAUAUGAACUUGAGUACAUAGCAGCAUAACUAUUCGAUCGUAUAGUGCACUUAAUGAUGCGCAGGUAUAGUGCGCAUGUAUAUCAAUGGUAUGCAAAUAAUAUGCAAUACGCUAUUGAUGCGCAAGUAUAGUGCGCAUAUAUAGCAGUGAUAUACAAGUAACAUGGAGUGUGCUGUAUGAUAUAUGUUUUGUUGUUGUGUAUCAUAAUAAUUAAGAAUGAACAUAAUUGUUAUGGUAUGAUUCAUCUUGAUGCACAUGCAGGAUGCGCAUGUCAAUCAUUCUAGAAGUUAAUGACUUACGUAGGAUUAAGUUGAACCAUUAGAGUCAAUGUACUAAUGAAUCAAUUACGUAGGUUGAUUCAUUAACACCUCUUUGUUUAGAUUAAGUUCUUUGUUAGAAUUUAGUAUAAAUACUGUAACAAUUGAUUGAAUAAAUCAGAGUUUAAUUCUCCUUUGAGAAGAGAACAACUUAAGUUUUACUUAUACCGAUAACGAACACGUAUUAUAGUAGUUUACUAAACACCCCCCUUCAAGAUCCUUUGGGCAGUGAGACAAAUUCAAGAUCCGAGUCAUAGAUUCAACCGUUUAC
Messenger RNA from Bradysia coprophila, 7951 nucleotides. RefSeq lists its product as uncharacterized. The record is from RefSeq and is a predicted model, not a curated record. Lineage: Eukaryota; Metazoa; Arthropoda; Insecta; Diptera; Sciaridae.